Tachyglossus aculeatus (Australian echidna) is the source of this 2408-nucleotide messenger RNA. It is a transcript of the gene ETNK2, whose product is annotated as ethanolamine kinase 2. Gene Ontology annotation, molecular function: ethanolamine kinase activity. Gene Ontology annotation, biological process: phosphatidylethanolamine biosynthetic process. Lineage: Eukaryota; Metazoa; Chordata; Mammalia; Monotremata; Tachyglossidae. The transcript is spliced from 8 exons. The coding region runs from base 90 to 1148 and encodes 352 amino acids. The record is from RefSeq and is a predicted model, not a curated record. Gene Ontology annotation, cellular component: cytoplasm.
GUCCGGCUGGGGCGGGCCGGGCCGGGCCGGGCCGGGCCGGGACUGGACUGGACGGGGCGGGGCUCCGCGGCCCAGAGCGCCCAUGGGGCAUGGAGCAGAGCGGGGCGGCGGCGGUCCGGCGCCUGGACCUGCUGGUGGACCAGGACGACAUCCUGCCCGGAGCCCUAAGCAUCAUCCGCCAGCUCCGACCGCACUGGCCGCCCGGCCGAAUCCAAACCAAGCACUUCACGGACGGCAUCACUAACAAGCUGGUGGGCUGCUACGUGGACGAGGACAUGACGGACACGGUGCUGGUCCGCGUCUACGGCGAGAGGACGGAGCUGCUGGUGGACCGGGAGAACGAGGUCCGCAACUUCCAGCUGCUCUGGGCCCACGGCUGUGCCCCCAAACUCUACUGCACCUUCCAAAACGGGCUGUGCUACGAGUUCCUCAAGGGGACGGCCCUGGGGCCCGAGCACAUCCGCGAACCCGGCAUCUUCAGGUUAAUCGCUCGGGAGAUGGCAAAAAUCCACACGAUCCAUGCGAACGGCAGCUUGCCCAAGCCCAACCUCUGGCACAAGAUGCACAGUUAUUUCAGCCUGGUGAAGGAUGAGAUCAGCUCCAGACUUUCCCAGGGAAUGCCCAGCGUGGAGGUACUGGAGCAGGAGAUGGCCUGGUUGAAAGAGCACCUGUCUCAGCUGGAUUCUCCCAUAGUACUUUGCCACAAUGACCUGCUCUGCAAGAACAUCAUCUACAACGAAACAGAAGGUCAUGUGCGCUUCAUAGACUACGAGUACGCCGACUACAAUUAUCAGGCCUUCGACAUCGGCAACCACUUCAACGAGUUCGCAGGAGUGAACGAGGUGGACUAUAGCCUGUACCCCGGACGGGAGACCCAGAUGCUGUGGCUGCAGCAUUACCUUCAGGCACACAAGCAGCUGAGCAAGGACCAUCCGGGAGAGACGGCGGUGACACCCAGGGAGGUGGAGAGACUCUAUGUGCAAGUCAACCACUUCGCCUUAGCCUCCCACUUUUUCUGGGCGUUUUGGGCUCUCAUCCAGAACCAAUACUCUACCAUAGACUUCGACUUCCUCAGAUACGCGCUGAUCAGAUUCAACCAGUACUUCAAGGCGAAGCCCCUGGUCACUGCCCUGGAAAUGCCAAAGUGACCCUUGGCCACCGCCCAGGGACCUCAGCCCCUCCCUACCUCCGGAGGCCAUCUGCUCCGGCCGGCCCGGACCCGAGGGAUGAGGAGACCGGGGAGGGUGGUGGUGGUGGGAGUGGGAACUGGGUGGGAGGGAGUUGCCAAAUCCCGGGGCCCCCGAUUAAAACCACAGCCCUCGCUCCCCACUGUCUGGUUUCAGACUCCCAGGGAUCAACCGGGUCAUGACAGCGGGCGAGAAAAGGCCGGGUAUAGAGAUGGAGCAGGGGGAUGGGGGAAAGGCAGUGGUGUUGCCAUGGCAACAAAAUGGGACCAAGCACCUUCCCCUGCACUGUCGCCACCUUGGUGACCCUGCCCUGGACCACCGUCACAUCUGGUGGGCCCCAGGCACCUCCUGGACCUCUUUCAGCUCAUGGGGGCAGGGAGCUGGGCACUUUCCCUUUUCCCCCCACUGCCAAAGCCAUCUCUGCCUGAAGGGGCCGUGCCGUGGGCGGCUCCUCGCAUGACCUGGCUAGCCAGCUGCCCAUCUCCAACACAGCUAGCAGGGGACACCUCAUGUGUCCUACUGGGGUCUCGCAGCCUGGGGCAGUGGGGGGGUGUCCCCUGCCUCUCUCUGCUGGGUGCCUCUCUCUGCCAAUUCCCCUGCCUCCCACCUCCGACCCAUCCCCUCUUCCUCCUCCCACCAGGGAUUAAAUCUCUGCCUACAGACAGGGUCCCUGCAGUUUUGUACCCCCGCCUGGCAGGUGGCUACUGGUGGCCCUGGGGGGCUGGGGCUGGGUGGUGGAAGGGGCUCUCAGUUCAGUUUGGAAGCCAGGAGGCUUAGGGCACACACCCCCAGGCCCCGACCGGUGGAGGAGAGUUCUACAGAACCCCAGAUGCACCCUUCUACUGCAUCCCACCCUUCCUCCCAGGACACCCUUGGGCUCCCUCUUCCCCCAAGUCUCCUACCUCACCUUGCAAAGCUCUUGCACUGGAAUUAGCUGUGGCCAGGGGCCAGGGGAGAGGGGGGCCCCAGAGGAGAGGGGUCGCCGGGGAGCUGGGCCUCAGCAGAGCUAGGCCCCGGAGGGAGGGGAAGCUGCCUUAAAUCACUGGGUUUCUUUACCAGUUCCCUAGCCCUCGGGGACUGCGGACGGCACUUGCUUCUCAGCCCCUCCUGGGCCUCGGGGUCUCCCUCCUUCCCAAGCACAGAAAUUGUGAGAUUCGUUUGUAAAUGAUCCAGUUUGUUCUUCAUUAAAAUGGCCGUUCCGGGCCCGUGCUGGUAAGCCUC